AUGACCCCCAGUAUGGCUGCUCAGAUCCUCCACGCCCACGCCAACGCUUCUAGUAUUCAGCCUGAGCUGGUGCAGGCGUAUCUCGCCUCCCAGUUCUUUGAUUUCCUGGCCGGUUGGUCUGCCUGGCACUAUGUCGUGGCUUUCUUGCUCGGCGUGGUGUUCUAUGACCAACUCAUGUACAUCAUAAAUAAGGGCACCUUAGCCGGACCUGCGUUUAAGAUCCCUCUCAUGGGCCCGUUCAUCCAGGCACUUCAUCCAAAGUUUGAAUCGUACCUGGUACAGUGGGCGAGUGGACCGCUCAGCUGUGUAUCAAUCUUCCAUAAAUUCGUCGUUCUCGCCUCUGACCGAGAUUUAGCCCACAAAGUCUUCAAGUCGCCCGCAUACGCUGAGCCGUGCUUAGUCCCCGUCGCAAAGGACAUCAUCGGCCAGAAAGCAUGGGUGUUUCUCCAGGGUAAGGAACACAUUGAGUACAGACGUGGACUGACUCCCCUCUUCGCCAACAAGGCCAUAGCCACAUAUCUACCUGCUCAGGGGAAGGUGUUGGCCGACUACUUCGACAAGUUCGUUGCCGCCAGCAAGGCGAAUCAAGGGAAGCCCAUGGCCUUCAUGACCCUGUUUCGCGAGAUCAACUGCGCCCUUUCUUGUCGCACAUUCGUCGGCAAUUAUAUCUCACAGGACGGGAUCAAGAAGAUCGCGGACGACUACUACCUUGCCACUGCCGCCCUUGAGUUGGUCAAUGUUCCCUUCUCGAUGUAUAUUCCCUUCACCAAGGUCUGGCGAGGAAAACGCGUAGCCAACGCUGUCCACGUCGAGUUUGCGAAAUGCGCAGCCGCAUGCAAGGCAAACAUGGCCACCGGUGCUCCACCCACCUGUAUCAUAGAUCAUUGGGUCCUCCACAUGAUGGCAUCCAACAAAUACCGUGAGAAAAUCGCUGCAGGUAUAUCAGACGCAGAAAAGCCAUCGAAUCUGAUCCGUGAAUUCACAAACUCGGAAAUUGGAGAGACAUUAUUCACCUUCCUCUUCGCAUCUCAGGACGCAUCCAGCAGCGCCACAACAUGGCUAUUCCAAGUCCUCGCUCAACGACCUGAUGUACUAGAUAGGCUGCGAGAAGAGAACCUAGCUGCACGAGGCGGCGAUAGAAGCAAACCCUUUGACCUACCCAUGUUGGAAUCACUUACCUACACCAAGGCAGUCAUCAAAGAGCUCCUCCGCUACAGACCGCCAGUCAUUUUCGUUCCAUAUCUUGCAACUAAGAACUUCCCCAUAACUCCCCAAUACACGGUUCCCAAAGGCUCGAUGAUCAUUCCAUCAUGUUACCCGGCCUUGCAUAACCCGGACGUGUACCCGAACCCAGACGUCUUCGACCCUGACCGCUGGAUAACGGGAGACGCUGAAUCCGAGAUCAAGAACUGGCUUGUCUUUGGCACCGGGCCGCAUGAGUGUCUCGCAAGAAGAUAUGUGCCACUGGCUAUGGCGGGUAUGAUUGGAAAAGCAGCGCUUGAGCUUGACUGGACACAUCAUGCCACAGACAAGUCGGAGGAGAUCAAGGUGUUUGCUACCUUGUUCCCGAUGGUAAGUCCUGACAUCAUUCCCCGUCGAGAUGUGUUUUUGUCAUACUAUUCUCCGGUUCGCGGGCUGUGCUAA
Messenger RNA from Arthroderma uncinatum, 1644 nucleotides. RefSeq names its product Cytochrome P450 61. NCBI's taxonomy places the organism in Eukaryota, Fungi, Ascomycota, Eurotiomycetes, Onygenales, Arthrodermataceae. The record is from RefSeq and is a predicted model, not a curated record. Bases 1 to 1644 code for a protein of 547 amino acids. The transcript has 3 exons. Gene Ontology annotation, biological process: sterol metabolic process. Gene Ontology annotation, molecular function: oxidoreductase activity, acting on paired donors, with incorporation or reduction of molecular oxygen; heme binding; iron ion binding.